UAUCACCACAUCACAGAUUCACUAUAUGUCAUUGUUAUCACAUGUUUUCCUCGACAUGUGCAUCAGACAACACUUAAGACCCUCGUCGUAAUGGCCCCCACCAUAUAAUUUGCUACAUUCCAAAAAGGACGUGGAGAGGGAUCUGUCAGCGACGUCCUACAAUUCCAACCAUUAAUCGGGAAUGCUCAUGCUGUGUGUCCUGUCAAUGGAGAAUAUCAAGGGGCAGGGACGCUGAGGAUGGAGUGCAUGAAAUGACCAAUAACUGCAUAUUGUAACCGAUGGUAUCCGAGUCAUUCGAUUAUCUCUACCAAAGAAUUCCAGAUUGCAUUGUAAAUGUCUGAGAAACCUAGAGCCCAGUAUGAGGAAGACGACCAGGCCAGUGGCCGGCCUAUUCAAAGCCACGGCAGCAGGCACUAAGUUCCAGACUGGGGAGAGAGUCAAGCCUGAGGGCGCCACCAUGGGCACAGCCGGCAAGAAUACGGCCAAGACCUCCGCUACCGCACCACUCUCUAAGGCGAAGAGCAGCGAUGACUUGUCAUCAGCAACAACAGUAGGAAGUGGAGCCUCUGCUGGGAGCAGCACUAUUCCCAAGGCGAAGAAGACUGGCUCUGCCCACUCUUCAACCUAUUCCACUACAGGUACUAGCAACCCAGAGGGCAAGACAAAGACUAGCUCUGCCCACUCUUCAACCUCUUCCACUACAGGUACUAGCAACCCAGAGGGCAAGACAAAGACUAGCUCUGCCCACUCUUCAACCUCUUCCACUACAGGUACUAGCAACCCAGAGGGCAAGACAAAGAUUAGCUCAGGCAAGCGUGGGACCUCCUCUGUGGUGAAGGAGCCCGGUUCAUCCCGGGAGGGCCUGCGAGAACGCUCCAGAACUGGCACCGCCAGCAGGAAGCUCUCCGGACCCUCGGACACCUUGGCACCGCCCAAGAGAGUCCGCAGCCGAGCCAUGACUGAGUCCGAGUCCCGUAUGAGCAAGUCCAGGUCGGAUGGGCAGCUCAGCAAUAAGACGCUCCUGGAGAGCAGGGUGAAGGAUCUGCUGGGCCUGGCCAAGAGCAAAGAUGUGGAGAUCCUCCACCUGCGCACCGAGCUGCGGGCCAUCCGUGUCCAGCUAGGCCUGCCUGAGGAGGAUGGGGGGAGCAGAGAGAGGGGCGAGGGAGAGGAGACUGCUGAGGCUGAGCCCCUACAGGAACAGAAAAAAGAAGCUACUCCGCUCAUCUAUACAGACGUUGAGUCCACCCUGCUCUUGCUGCAGGACCAGAACCAGGGGAUCCGCGUGGAACUGAACAUGCUAAAGAGUGAGAACCGCAUGCUGAAGGACCGCCUCAAUGCCAUGGGUUUCUCGCUGGAGCAGAGGCUGGACUGCUCCCUCAAAGCCCCACGAGGCUCCUGCCUCAGCCCAGAGCUUCCCCCAGCCAGCGGUGGCAGAGAUGGAGGGUUCCAACGGGCCCCUUUUCAACAUGGGGUCUCCCCACACAGCUCUGCCUGCGGCUCCAAUGAAGACCUUCUGGACCCCCGGCGAGCCAUCUCCCCUGAGGCGGCCGACAGCGAGUGCAGCGAAGCCUACCAGCCGAUCACCUCCAGCGAUGAUGCCCUGGACGCCCCCUCUGGUUCUGCCUCUGCCUGCUGCUCCUCCUCUGAGUCAGAGGGCGGGCCACCGAGUAACUGCGAGCGCUCCUGUAGCGGCAGCAGUGGCAACACCAGCGAGGUGUCGGUGGCCUGUCUAACGGAGCGCAUUCACCAGAUGGAGGAGAACCAGCACUGCACCUCUGAGGAGCUCCAGGCCACACUACAGGAGCUGGCCGACCUGCAGCAGAUCACCCAGGAACUAAGCACAGAGAACGAGAGGCUGGGCGAGGAGAGGGUCAUUCUGGUAGACUCCUUGUGCCAGCAAGGUGACCGGCUGGAGUUGUACGGCCAGCAGAUGGACUACUUCCGGGGCCUGCUGGACGAGCACCGCCUGGCCUAUGCCCCGGUCGACGAGGAGGACACUAAGAGCAGCCGCUACCUGGAGCUGGAGCGUCGCUACGUGGACCUGACUGAUGGGACCCACUUCGAGAGGGAGCAGCUGCUGGGGGUGCAGCAGCACCUGAGCGGGGCACUGAAAAUGGCGGAGCAGGACAACGCAGAAGCCCAGGGCCUGAUAUCAGCGCUAAAGGAGAGGGUGCACAUGGCUGAGCGGCAGGCUGAGAUGGAGCGCCGGGAUAGGGCAGUGGCGGCCACAGAGCUGGAGGUCCUGAGGGAGGCGGCCGUGGGCGAGCAGGUGGAGUUGGCUCGAUGCAGGGCCCAGCUGGAGCAGGAGAGACAGAGGGUGUCUGACCUCUACUCCAUCCACAAUGCCGGGGACAAGAUGGACAUCCGCCACCAGCUGGAAAGCGAGAGGAGGGACAAGGAGAGGGCAGAGGCGGAGUCUGCUCAGCUGCAUGAGGAGCUGGACCACACCCGCGACGAGGCCGCCAGGCUGGAGGACGGUAUCAGCAAGCUGGAGGAGAACUUCCGUGCGUUUCGUGAUGAGGUGCAGAAGCAGCUAGCAGAGCAGAAGCGGGCCCUGGCCCAUCAGUGUUCUGAGCUGGAGGAGAGGGACACUGAGGUCUCAGACAUUAAGGAGACCAUCUUUGAGCUGGAGGACGAGGUGGAGCAACACCGAGCCGUAAAACUCCACGACAACCUCGUGAUCACAGACCUGGAGAGCUCCGUCAAAAAACUGCAGGACCAAAAACAUGACAUGGAGCGUGAGAUCAAGAUGCUGCAUCGAAAGCUACGGGAGGAGUCUAUGGAGUGGCGUCAGUUCCAGGCCGACCUGCAGACGGCGGUGGUCAUCGCUAACGACAUCAAGUCAGAGGCUCAGGAAGAGAUUGGGGAUCUGCGGCGCCGCCUUCUGGACACACAGGAGAAGAAUGAGAAGAUGAGCAAAGAGCUGGAGGAGAUCAAGAAGCAGGAUGAGGAGAGGGGCAGGGUGUAUAACUACAUGAAUGCGGUUGAGAGGGACCUAGCUGCCCUGAGGCAGGGCAUGGGUCUCAGCCGACGCUCCUCUACCUCCUCUGAGCCCUCUCCCACCGUCAAGACCCUUAUCAAGAGCUUUGACAACGCCUCCACUGCAGGCCUUGUCCCAACCUCCCCCACAGCAGCCGUGCCAGCAGUUACCACAACGAUUGCCCGUACACCCCUCAGCCCCAGCCCUCUGAAAACCCCACCCGCUGCUGCUAUCUCUCCCAUACAGAGGCACACUGCGUCGACCCCCAAACCCCCAUCCUCCAUGGUGGACAAGAGGUCCAGUUACACAGACCUCACUAUUGAAAGUAAUGUGAUUGUGGUGCAGAUAACACUGUGGUUAACUACUUCUUCAGUCAUCACAGUGACCCAUGUUCCAGUAAGUGACCUUUCUCCUGUCUUGUCCCCAGUGUCCCGAAGGUGCAGUGAGGAGCUGAAGAGGGACAUGUCUGCCUCAGAGAACACUGCCUCGGCCUCCCUCAUCACCUCCUCCCUUUCAGCUGCCUCCUCCCCCACCGCCUCAGUCACCCCCUCCGCAAGGGGACGCUUACGGGAGGAGAGAAAAUACGCCCUGUCUGCACUGGCCAGGGAGUACGGGGGAUCCAAGAGGAACGCCCUGCUGAAGUGGUGCCAGAAGAAGACUGAAGGAUACCUGAACAUUGAUAUCACCAACUUCAGCAGCAGCUGGAACGACGGGCUGGCUUUCUGUGCUGUUCUCCACACCUACCUGCCUGCCCACAUUCCCUACCUGGAGCUCUCCAGCCAGGACAAGAAGCGAAAUUUCACACUGGCUUUCCAGGCCGCUGAAAGUGUCGGGAUCAAGUCCUCAUUGGACAUUGGAGAGAUGGUGCACACAGAGAGGCCUGACUGGCAGAGUGUGAUGACCUACGUCACUGCCAUCUACAAGUACUUUGAGACGUGACCCAUCUUCAAGCCUGAACACCUCGCUUGCCCACACACACACACACACGUCCAGCCAGGGAUGUCAUCGCAACACUGGACAACCUUAGAGCAACAUCAGCCAAUGCUACCUGCGGAGA
Messenger RNA from Oncorhynchus mykiss (rainbow trout), 4037 nucleotides. Lineage: Eukaryota; Metazoa; Chordata; Actinopteri; Salmoniformes; Salmonidae. The record is from RefSeq and is a predicted model, not a curated record.